Molecule: messenger RNA, 399 nt
Organism: Rotaria socialis
Lineage: Eukaryota; Metazoa; Rotifera; Eurotatoria; Philodinida; Philodinidae
Source: the annotation of a GenBank genome assembly
AUGGCUAUAGGAGAACAGAAUAAUAUGCGCAUCCUCAUUGCAUUGGGUAUCAUCGGCCUAUUUGGAAUAAUUACUUUUGCUCUGGCAGCUGCUACUCUUGGCACUCUCAAUAAACGAUUGGACGAUGUCAAUCAAAAAUUAGAUGGAAUUCAACAACGGGUAGAUAAUAUUAUUAAUAACUCAUCUAGAACAACACCGCCAACUACUAUUACAACAUCAACUACCACUGCAAGAGCAGCUACCAAUACGGCAGCAGCUACCAAUACGGCAGCAGCUGUCACUACGGCAGCAGCUGUCACUACGGCAGCAGCUGUCACUACGGCAGCAGCUACCAAUACGGCAGCAGCUGUCACUACGGCAGCAGCUACCAAUACGGCAGCAGCUGUCGCUACGACAUGA